AUGGCCCCCAAAGCUGCGGACAAGAAGCCUGCCUCCAAGGCCCCUGCCACCGCCUCUAAGGCGCCCGAGAAGAAGGAUGCUGGCAAAAAGACCGCGCCUUCGGGCGACAAGAAGAAGCGGACCAAGGCUCGCAAGGAGACUUACUCUUCUUACAUUUACAAGGUCCUGAAGCAGGUCCACCCCGACACCGGUAUUUCGAACCGCGCCAUGUCCAUUCUCAACUCCUUUGUCAAUGACAUUUUCGAGCGCGUCGCCACUGAGGCCUCCAAGCUUGCCGCCUACAACAAGAAGUCGACCAUUUCAUCGCGUGAGAUCCAGACGUCAGUCCGCCUGAUCCUUCCGGGUGAGCUGGCCAAGCACGCGGUUUCGGAAGGCACCAAGGCCGUCACCAAGUAUUCCUCCAGCACUAAAUAA
Molecule: messenger RNA, 414 nt
Organism: Dichotomopilus funicola
Lineage: Eukaryota; Fungi; Ascomycota; Sordariomycetes; Sordariales; Chaetomiaceae
Product: histone H2B
Exons: 3
Coding region: 1-414 (137 amino acids)
Cellular component (GO): nucleosome
Molecular function (GO): structural constituent of chromatin; protein heterodimerization activity; DNA binding
Source: RefSeq, a predicted model, not a curated record